CUGACUUACAGGUGCCUGUUUCGGAUGUGGUGUAAAAUGUAGCUCUGAUAAAGACCGUUUUGUUAUUCGAAGUGCUGGUUUGUUCUGCUGAGCUCCGGUUUUGAGUCCGGUAGACGGGAAGCGUCUGUCAGCGGUGUUUUAGGUUACUGUAGCCGGGCAGGGACACGGGAGCCGCCAUGUUGCUGUGUGAAGGGGCCCUAGCGUGACCUCCAGCAGAAGAAGUGUUGUGGUGCCGGUGACUGCAGAGAACGUGCUCAUUUAUGAUAUCGGAACGUAAAGCCACGUUGUCAAGAGUUGAGGAGCGCACGCUUUUACUGGAAAAAUGGGUGUGAUAGGUGUGCAGCUGGUUGUUACCAUGGUAAUGGCCAGUGUCAUUCAGAAGAUCAUUCCGCAUUAUUCUUUGGCUCGUUGGCUUCUCUGCAAUGGCAGUUUGAAUUGGUAUCAGCAUCCAACAGAAGAAGAGUUACGAACACUUGCUGGGAAGCAACAGCUUAAAGGAAAGGGCAAAAAAGACAGAAAAUAUAAUGGCCAUAUCGAAAAUAAACCACUUACCAUUCCCAAAGAUAUUGACCUUCAUUUAGAAACUAGGGCUGUUACUGAAGUUGACACUUUAGGACUCCAUUAUUUUCCUGAGUAUCAAUGGCUAGUAGACUUUACUGUUGCCGCUACUGUGGUUUACUUGAUAACUGAAGCUUAUUACAGCUUUGUGGUACCUUCACAAGAGAUGAAUAUCAGCAUCGUUUGGUGUAUGCUGGUUCUGGCCUUUGCAAUCAAAGUGUUGUUCUCCCUGACAACUCAUUACUUUAAAGUGGAAGAUGGUGGCGAGAGAUCUGUCUGUGUUACAUUUGGAUUCUUUUUCUUUGUCAAAGCCAUGGCAAUUCUUAUUGUGACGGAGAACUACUUGGAAUUUGGCCUAGAGACCGGCUUUUCAAAUUUUAGUGAAAGUGCUGUUAAGUUCCUGCAGAAACAGGGAUUGGAGUCUCAAGGUCCAGUGUCAAAACUUACAUUUAAACUAUUUCUGGCAGUUUUGUGUUCUCUCAUUGGAGCUUUCCUGACAUUCCCUGGUUUGCGACUGGCUCAGAUGCACCUUGACGCACUGAACUAUACAAAAGAAACCACAACACAAUUUUUGCUACAUAUAAACUUUUUGUCUCCUUUACUAAUGGUUUUGCUGUGGGUGAAACCUAUAACCAAAGAUUAUAUUCUGAAUCCACCCUUGGGCAAAGAAAGUGUACCUCUAAUGACUGAGGACACCUUUGAUACGGUUCGGCUUUGGAUCAUCAUUCUGUUCUGCGGUUUAAGGUUGAUAAUGAUGAGGCAUCAUAUGCAAGCAUAUUUAAAUCUGGCCCAGAAAUGUGUGGAUCAAAUGAAGAAGGAAGCUGGGAGGAUAAGCACCAAAGAAUUACAGAAGAUGGUGGCUCAAGUAUUUUAUUACCUUUGUGUUAUUGCACUGCAGUACGUGGCCCCUCUGGUGAUGCUGCUUCACACAACACUGCUUCUGAAAACACUAGGUAACCAUUCAUGGGGCAUCUAUGAGUCUCCUGUGGAGGCAGCACAAGGGUCAAACUCAGGUUUUUCCGAACAGCCCUGCCCUGAAGAAAAGAUGAAGGCUACAGUCACCCAAAUUACAGUGGCACUAGGGGGCUUGAAGAACAUUUUCACUCCACUCCUCUUUCGAGGACUCUUAUCAUUUUUGACAUGGUGGAUCGCAGCUUGCCUUUUCUCCACCAGCCUUUUUGGCUUGUUUUAUCAUCAGUAUUUAAUAGUGGCAUAGUUUGGUGAAUUUAUAUCUGUAACCAUAACAUGGACCAAGUUGGAGACAGCUGCAACAGCUAGAGCACACACGGUUCUGCAGCACCCUGUCUUGUAUCAAUGUUUUCUCUGUAUUCUCAGGGUAAAUAUUGUAUCAAAUCACUGUCGUGAGCUUAAUCUUCAUUACCUCAGAGGAAGAAGACCUAACUGCUGAUCGCUCAUAAAGAUAGUUUUGUUUUUUUAAUGACUGUAAGAGAUGCUCCUAUAAAGACAUCAUCUUCGACUAGCGGUCCUUGCACUCACAUUCUUAAUUGUUGUUUUCCUCUCUCACCAAGUACGGAUAGCAAAUCUUUUUUUUUAAAAUCUUUCGUUAUAGAUCUGAGCCAUACGAAGAAAAGGCUUGAAGGUGACUAAUAAAUAAUUUCUGCUGGGCCCGUCCAUUUUUAGUGACGCAAGGUCCAGCAGCACAGAAUGUAUUACUACUGUAUAUUACAGUAAAUGUAUGUCAACAACUGUGUGUAAUUUGGUGACCUUUUAUGUGCCUGGGGACAUGUGUGGCGCGUGUGUGUGCAUGGGAGAAUAACAAAAUGGAAUUCUGUUCUGUACAAUAGUUUUUACAUCACUGAAUACAUAAACAUUCAACAAGUGAUGGUGCUAGUACUUGCUCGUAGGACUGCGUGUAAGGGUUAUGCUUGCAAUAAAUAAAAUAAAUCACUUUUGUUAAGGCUGAAUUUGUAAGUCACUCCAGUGAUCACCAUAA
Molecule: messenger RNA, 2512 nt
Organism: Nanorana parkeri
Lineage: Eukaryota; Metazoa; Chordata; Amphibia; Anura; Dicroglossidae
Gene: TMEM161B
Product: transmembrane protein 161B
Exons: 13
Coding region: 323-1774 (483 amino acids)
Source: RefSeq, a predicted model, not a curated record